AAUAUUAAGAACUGGACCAAGGCCUGUAGAAAUUUUCCAUAGAUAAUACACUACAAUCGUGAGUUUUUAUCCUUAAAGUCCUACAGAUCAGAGGUAUUUUAUGGCAUCGUUUCGACUUUAGACGUAUAUUUGAAUCAGAAUUGUUCACUCAACAAAAGUGCCCAGUGCAGCAAAGUCGUAACUCACACCGGCAAGGUAGUACGGGGCACUAAACCUGACUUUUCCACGAAAUUCGCAUUUUUUUUGUAUAUAUCUCGUAAAUGACAAGAGCUAUAUAAAAAAUGUUCAUUACAAACUUUAUUUGCUACAAAAUUACAAAAUUUUAUUUGCUAUAAAAAAGAUCCAAGGUUAAAAUCGCUAUCAUUAAUACUUCUCGAGAUAUUCGACUUUUUAAGUAAAGCUGUAUGGAAUUGACAUAGAUUUUUUAUUACAUAUCCUCUUUUACUUGGUCCAGUUCUUAACGUUAAUAUUAAGUGCUAAAAUUUUCAGGGAAUUAUUUUUAGGGUAUUUCCAAGGAAAUUUCGUGACGGGACUGAAAAAAAAUUAAUAGUUAAAAAAAACCCUAAUAUACAUACAUAUAUAGUAUAUAUUGUAUAAUGUAAAGCGCGUAUAUAUAUUCAUAUUAAAGGCGCUUUACAUCAUGAUGAACUUUUAUACCUCUUGCAUGUACUCGAUGAAAUACCGCUCUUAAAAAAGGUAGAUCCCGAAAAUGUAGUUAUUGAAAAUUUAAUACGCAUUUGGAAAGCGAAUAAGAUAAAAUGUCGCAAAACUCAAGUCAUACCAUGCGAAAGAAUCUGACAGGUUAAAUAAAGAAAAUACAACCGGGAUGAAAAGGCAAUGACUUCCCUCACUAUACUAUAGUUUGAAAUAUCAUGUAAAUAUUGUAUUUAUUUUUAGAGAUCCCAAUAAUGUAACUGAUGUGUAUCUGAAAGAUUUAAAACGGCCUCUUUAUACUGAGGAUAAAAAGUUUUCGUAGCGAUUGGGAAAGAUUUGGAAGUUGAGGGUGGAAUUUUUAAACAGCGAUUUCAAAUUGUGAACGAAUUAUUUCCGGUACCUUGGCUCGCCUUAGGUACACUAUCGGUAAUUAUGUACGUUAUGUAUUUACGUUGAAAUUGAAUAUAAAUAAAAUUAGAUUUUCUGAGCCAAUUCGGAGUGUAUAAUUCUGUACGUAUAUACGCAUGUUUAUUUGAAGAGAGAAACAUGAAAACUUGGUGUGAACAAAUCAAUAUUGAAACGGGAAAAUAGAGUUGCAAUGAAUUUUAUUAAAAUUUCUUGCUUAAUUUUCAUUUUGAUGCAUUUUUACAUUCUGGUUACCGGUAAAUGUAAGCAGACGGAACAAGUGAUGAAAAAGCACGAGAACAAAGGAAAACAAAUUCAUCGAACUAGUCAAGACAAUGAGACCACCAACCAUCUAGCUCAACAUAAACCAAUUGGCAAGAUUUUUUUGAUAAAUAAAUCUAAACCAAAGGAGGAAAAAGUGCUGGAUGAUAAAGCUAGUCAGAAUGCCAAGACGAAAGAAAUCAAUAAGGCGCAAAGCAAAAACGAGAUGGAAGCCAAUGACCUAAGCUUGCCAAUCAAAUUCUCUCACUCCAACAAGUUUAGAUUACCGUCACCCAGUCAAUCCGACCGGUCAAGUGAGGAAUCAGAGUUGGGUUACAAUGGUGAUUUGUACGAUGUAUUUAAAAAGCGGUUAAAUCAAGUUUUUCGAGAAUUGUACAACAAUGUUAACACCCCGGCAGUAACUCAGCCUCCACCGCAGGUCGAAAUUGAAAAUGACAACCCUAAGAAGAGGUCUGCAGUAAGUAAUUGUCUUUACGAGGAAUUCAAACGGCGUCUGGACAAAUUCAAUAAUGAAUUUAUGGAGCCAACCAAAGCAAUUAAGCGUACAAGUGGGGACGCGGUUUCCACCGAUCAUGACGAUGGCAGAUCACGUGCACCAGUUACAGAAAACUUAUAUGACGAAUACAAAAACCGUCUCGACAACCUCGGUGAUGAACUUCGGCUGGAUGGCGAAAAAGUCCUUAAGCGAGGUGAAUAUGGUUCUUCCGGUUUGCCAGCUGUUACAACGCCCAAACGAGAGACGACACAAAAAAAAAUUGAUUCUGACAAAGCUGUCGAACGGAGUUUUUAUGACGAAUAUAAGAAAAAGUUAGAUGAGCUGACUCGGGAGCUGUACAAGAAGAGCAAUGAGCGGAUCUGUCGCACAUAUGAAGAACUUAGUGAAUACGACCUUACGUCACCAACGUUGCAGAGAUUAGUGGCAGCGGUGGUGCAGUCGGAAGACGCGAAAGUAAUGCCUAGAAGUUUCGAAGGGUCAACUAUCCUAUUGAAGAUUGACAAAGCCAUUGACAAUAUGUACAAGGAGGAGAACAAACGCAGUCUGGGUGCUACCGAAUUAGGUGCGACGAUCUUCGGUGCUGACUCAUUAAACUUCAUGACAGGCACGACAAGUGGUGUUGGCACAGCAGCCGGUGCUUCUUAUCCAGCUGUGCUAACUAAAUCUGUAGACGCAAAUUUGGGACUUCUGAGUAAUACAGCACCCAAAAAUCUGCUGGCGACUGUCGCUUCAAAAAUGAACAUGACGACGCUAGAUUUGGCUAAAAAGUUGGCGGCCAUGUCUAAUCCAUUGGAUUACGUGGCGAAGAAGGACCCGCAAUUGGGGGAAGAAAUGCAAAAAUUCAUAGACUUGAGCGUUACUAAGUUAAACCAAAACCCGAUAGGGAAGAAAGCUCCACUAAAUGAGGUGUCUGUGGUCUCAGGCUUACCUCUAGUGGGACUCGACCAAUCCGGGGUGCCAGCACCAUUAAUGACUCAGGAUAAUCCAUUCGGUGGAAUCCCUGCACUUGCACCCAGUAUAGCUCUCGCUUCCGGCCCAGCCACCGCACCUUCAGCGUCUCCCUCUGCAAUUACACCUACAGUGGCACCCACGCAAGCUGAAGAUCAGUUACCCGUCAAGGCAAUUGCGAAAUCUUCAACUUCAUACCAAUCCAGUGACGUCGAGGCCGCCCGCAUAGCUGCUGUACUUGACAAGGUUCUAAGCAAACUGGAAUAUAUCCAAUCUUGUAAAGCACCACCCCCAGAACCAAUAGACGAUAGCUGCGAACCAGAUGGUAUGCCGUGUGAUGUUGUUGGCUCUUGGAACUCCUACCAAAUGGGAUUACGUUUCGAUAUUACUUUGACGCGUGCGGCAGACCGGCGAUUAGGCACAGCUGAGAAGAACAAUAAACUUUUAACCGUAGAUGUAGGCGAACGCAUCCCACCGCAUGCUCAUCAUAUCAUUGAAACUAGUUGGAAGUUUAUGGGCAGCGCAUUAAACCAACAAGGAGGCCCCUUCUAUCUUUAUUCGCAAAAUCGCGAACUGAAUACAGUGGCCACCUUCAUAGGUUAUUGUCGUGUAUGUGGCGGAAUUGAUACAAUUUUUGGGUCCUGGACAAUUAUGGGUCCCUCCAAAGACUGUGAAGAUAUUACAACAGCACUGGAGAAUAGGCGCGAUAUUUUUAGACGUUAUAAUAUGGAAAACAAACGAAAUCAGCAUUUCAAAGAUAUGCUUUUCGAAAAGAGCAAAUAUUCCAAAGCAGACUGUGAUAGCCCCAAAAGGGGAUGAGCAUCCUGUCCGUCCAUCUUUUAUUUCAUUCCCCUUUUUCCGUUCCAGUUAUUCAUUAACAAAUUAUGCAACUACAACGUUAUAUUCUGCAAGCAUUUUACAUUGCCAAUAGUUUCAAUUGCGAAUACAUAUGUAUGUAUAUCAAGACAUUUCGAAAAUAGAUAAAAGGGACACAAUUAUUCAUAGUCAAUUCUUUAUUUUUUAAUAGUUUUUCAUUUUAUAAUCAUAAAUUGUAAUAAUAUAUAUUUUACGUAUUAUUUAGUACAUUAUAUAGUAUAUUUAACUGAGUGUGUGUGUGUGUAUAUGUGUUUAUGGACAAUAUUCAAUGUUUGUAUGAAUUUAAAACAUAGCUAAAAACUAAAAUCAAACGGAAAUAAAUAAUCGAAUAGAAUUCAUUAUGGAUGUUUGUACUUGCUCACAUCCAUCCGAAUUCCACAACGUAAUCAUUUAAUCAUUAAAUUACUGCCCUUACCACAUAACAGUAUGCGAAACUGUGCAACCGUUCAAGUCCAAAAUCUAAAAUAACUAGAUUUUGGACUUGAACGGUUGCACAGUUUCGUUUGGUCGGUGUAACAAUUGUUUAUGACUGAAUUACAUUUUAAAUAGUAGAAAUUACAAACAAACAAACUAACUAAAUUAGAAACGACCAGUGUGUAUGUGUAAGUGUGGUUAUUUGCGCUUUCCUUUGGCUGAAUGAUCCACGGUUCAUGAUUUGCUCCACUUUUCUUUGUUUUU
Messenger RNA from Bactrocera dorsalis (oriental fruit fly), 4339 nucleotides. RefSeq lists its product as uncharacterized. The record is from RefSeq and is a predicted model, not a curated record. Bases 1253 to 3604 code for a protein of 783 amino acids. The transcript has 4 exons. NCBI's taxonomy places the organism in Eukaryota, Metazoa, Arthropoda, Insecta, Diptera, Tephritidae.